AUGGCCACUAAUGGUGAUAAAGAAGACACAGAAAUGAUCGAUCGCGACGGCGAGAAGGUCGUUACCAUGAUGGACGUUCUUCAGGAACAGGAAGAUUUUGAAGAAGACGCAAAUGCUGUGCUUGGAGCCUCAGAUGAUAAAAAUUGCACGUACCCUAUGGGUUAUAUAAAGCGUCAAGCCCUAUAUGCUUGCCUGACUUGCUGUGUUGAUGCCAAAGAAGAUCCUAGCAAGAGAGCUGCAAUCUGCUUGGCAUGUAGCCUCAAAUGCCACGAGGAUCAUGAAUUAGUAGAACUUUAUACCAAGAGAAACUUUCGAUGUGAUUGUGGUAACCCUAAAUUUAAUUCCCACCCUUGUCAAUUUAUAUCAAAUAAAUCAGAUUUAAAUGAAGAAAACACAUACAAUCAAAAUUUUUCUGGUCUCUACUGUAUCUGCCAUAGACCUUACCCUGAUCCAGAUGUUACUGAGGAAGAUGAAAUGAUUCAAUGCAUCAUUUGUGAAGAUUGGCUCCAUUCUGACCAUCUUGAUGCUACAGUUCCUGAUAGUGAUCAAUAUGCUGAAAUGAUUUGUAAAACUUGCAUGCAGCGGAAUGAAUUCCUACAUAAUUACAGUGAUCUUAUUGUUAAUGGAAAUGAUGUUAUAGAUGUUGUCAAUAUUUCAGUUAAUGGUUUUACUGAUAGUAUUGGAGAUGGAAAUAUUAACACCUUAGAAAUAUCCAAUAGUCAAAGUGAAAAAGCAGUGAUGAAAAGCCAAAUAGAGGCUGAACAUAAUGAAAUCACAAGUAAUGAAAAUAAUUUAUCACUUAAUAUUCCUGAAAAUACUAAAGUCAAAGAAGCUGUUAAUAUCACACAAAUAGUAUCUGAUGUAGAAACUACUGCACCCGUCACUGCUUCGUUGUUAGUAGAGGUACAAAAAGAUGACCAAAGUCUAAAUGAAAAAGUCAAUGAAGUUACCAACAAUGAAAUGGUGUUAGACCAAAAGCCUUGUGACAAUGAAAGUCCUCAAUCUGAAUCAGGCCACAUUCUAGAUGAAAGCAAAGAGAGAGAAAUGAUAGGUGAUUUAGUUCAGAACUGUCCAUUAGAGACUAAUAAACCAGAUAUUGAACAAAAUAUAACAUACAAUGAACAAGAAAACAUAGCUGAACAAAUGUCAGCUGACAAUAUUACUGCAGCUUCAGAGAAUAAAGGUGUGGAAUCAUGUGAAAAUGAUAAAAUAAUUAGUAGUAUAAAUAUACCAAACAAGUCUGUAGAGUUAUCUGUCGAGACUAAAAGUGAAUUAACUAGUGAUAAAUGUAUAGUAAGCAAUAGUGAUGAUGCAACUGAUAAAUCCACUGAAAAUAUUGACACUAAACCGAACAACUCAAAUGAUGUAGAGGAUGUCCCUCAGAGAGAAAAAAUAAAUACACACAGUUUUGAAAGUAGGUUUGAUGAAAAAGAGAAAUGCAACAAUGAGGAAACAAAUGCAAACAAACCUUUGGAAGAAAAAUCAGUAAUAGAAGCAAGUAAAGAUACUGAGUCAUCUCAAAACGUGGAUAAUUCGACAGAUAUUACCAACAGUGAGAGUACUAUAAAUGAACAUGUUGAUACUAAAAGCAAAAUAGAACAACACAAAGUUAUUAAUGAAGACAUUGAAAAACCAGAUAUAAAGAGAAAGUUGUCUGCGGAAGAGUUAGAUGGUGGCACAGAAUCAAAAAAACUCAAAUUGGAAUCAAAGACAUGUGUAAAACCGAAUGAAACGAAACGAAAAUACAAAGGUGCUACCUUUUGGCCUUCAUGUUUUAGGCAGAACCUUUGCACUUGCGGUGAAUGUUUGGCCAUGUACAAAGACUUGUCAGUAUUAUUCUUGAUAGAUCUCGAAGACACUGUAAGUGCUUAUGAAAAGUUGGGCAAAGAAAGAAGCAAUGGUAAACCGGCAUCAGAGUAUGAAAAGGGGUUAGCCGCCUUAUCUUCACUAGAUAGAAUCCAGCAGAUCAAUGCUUUGACAGAGUACAACAAGAUGAGAGACAAAUUGUUAGAUUUCCUGAAAAGUUUUAAAGACAGAGGGGAAGUGGUCAAGGAAGAGGAUAUCAAGGCAUUCUUUGCUGGCAUGAAACCCAAACGUGAGCCAGAUGGCGUGUACUUUUGUCGAUAA
This is a messenger RNA of Leptosia nina, 2127 nucleotides long. The record is from the annotation of a GenBank genome assembly. NCBI's taxonomy places the organism in Eukaryota, Metazoa, Arthropoda, Insecta, Lepidoptera, Pieridae.